AAUCUAAUCUUGCCUUUGGGUUGUCGUACUUAUCAUCCCAAUACGAUCAAACUAAAACAUUCUUACUGGAGUUUCGCAUUAUAUCAUAUGAUUUUGGUGAAAAGAAAUGUGGUAUUACUUGUACACGUCCUGCCCAUUGCCCUGAUACAUAAUUAAUUCACAACGUAAGAUUUUCACUUCAGCUCCCAACGCAAACAACAACAAAAGGACGGAGUGAGGAGCUACACUUUCCUUUCAUUGUUCUUUUAAAGAAUUGAUGCUGCUCUGCCCAGGAGGUUUUGUGUGGCGGGCGGUGCGACUACAUGGACAGAGAGUGUGCUGGCCCAGCACUAGGAAUGUCCACGCCCGUCGCACUGCCUAUCUAGAGUCACUGCAAGUGCUGGGUCUGCCUGAGGGCAGUGACCAGGGUGCCGUGAGGGAUCGCUUCUUAAAACUAGCCAAGAAGCUGCACCCAGACAGUGGGCAUCCUGAAGCCAGUGCUGAACAGUUCCAAGUGGUUGAGAAAGCCUACCGUAGCUUGCUGAACAAAUUCAGUGAGGAGCGUGCCGAGCGGCAGCGGUGUGAGGGGGAGUAUGGCCUCUAUUAUAGACCUGAGAGGGCAGAGGAGCAUCAUGAGGAGAAGGAAGAAGAAGAAGAAGAACAAGAUAUCAAGCACACAGCACCCCAGCAUCGGCAGUACCUCAGCUAUGAGGGGAUAGGCAUGGGUACGCCUUCUCAGCGACAGAAGCAGUAUGCCAGCUACCAGGCCAUGAGGGCAGCAAGUAGUGUGAAUGAGUACAGGGUGAAGAAGAUCUCAUAUGAGUACCCUGAAACAGCCUUGCAGCAGAAAGAGAGAGCUGCUGCCAGGAAAAUCAGAACCAGGUAUGGCAUUGACCGCAUGGUAGACGACAUGAUUCAAGAAGCCAUGGCCAAGGGGGAGUUUGACAACCUGUCCAAUGCUGGGAAACCCCUCAAGGAGCGGCCCGUCAACCCCUAUGUGGAUACUGUCACACAUCGCAUCAAUGAGGUCCUAAUCAAUAAUGGUUAUGCCCCUGAGUGGGUGUUACUGGAGAAGGAGAUCAGAGAGGCACGGGAGGACCUACGGAAUUCUCUGAAAAUUGUUAGAGAGCAGCUGGGACCUCUUCCCCUCACUAAAGAGGAAGAGAAGAAGUGGUCAGUGUCGCAGGAGCUGCUGCAGUCCAAGAUAACUGCCAUAAACAAGAAAAUUGACAAUUACAACUUACUUGUACCUCUCCUUAAGCAGCAGCUGACCCACUUCCAACUGCACCGAGAGGCACACAAAAUCCUGACAGAGGGGCGCAGCAGGAACAGAGCAGAGCUGCAGCAGGAAGAACAGCAACCUAGUGAAGAAAAAGAGAGGCAAAGAAUGUUUUCAUCAACAUGGAAUAUAUUCAGAUUGUUUAGAAUGUAUAGGUAAUAUUUAUUGAUAACUAUAUUUUAGUCUAUUUAGUAGGUGAGUGAAGCCUUCAUAUAUUUGCUUUUAUAUAAAGAUGUGAUGCUGGUGGAAAUUAACAUUAAAAUUAUUUAGCUCAUAGA
This is a messenger RNA of Portunus trituberculatus (swimming crab), 1536 nucleotides long. Its product is annotated as dnaJ homolog subfamily C member 28-like. The transcript is spliced from 8 exons. The coding region runs from base 257 to 1417 and encodes 386 amino acids. Lineage: Eukaryota; Metazoa; Arthropoda; Malacostraca; Decapoda; Portunidae. The record is from RefSeq and is a predicted model, not a curated record.